Molecule: messenger RNA, 5100 nt
Organism: Stegodyphus dumicola
Lineage: Eukaryota; Metazoa; Arthropoda; Arachnida; Araneae; Eresidae
Biological process (GO): regulation of transcription by RNA polymerase II
Cellular component (GO): nucleus
Molecular function (GO): zinc ion binding; RNA polymerase II cis-regulatory region sequence-specific DNA binding; DNA-binding transcription factor activity, RNA polymerase II-specific
Source: RefSeq, a predicted model, not a curated record
AAUUAAAGAUAUUCAAGAGAUCUCUUGGAAAGUCUCCAAAGAAGCUUCAAGAUGGGCUCUUGAUGAAUCACCGGGUGACGUCCCCAAAGCAGGUGACUUCGGCACCGGGCACGGAGAAUGAACAAAGGGGAAGAUAACCGAAGAGCCACCAGAUCCUCCAGGGGACCUCUAGAUUCAGUUCAAGAUGCACAAAGCCAUUCUCGCACUUCGAAUAGCUUACAAAAUCACAUGCCAAGAAAGCUGAAUAAGCUGCGAGCGUCCUCUGGAUGCCAGCUGACUAGCCGCAAACGAAAGCUUUCCAACGAGGCUGCUGAAAGUAUUCCAGUUAGGGAACCAAAGACCAACGAUGAUAAAUCGGCAGAUCAUCAAAAUUCCGAUGACAUUUUAGAAAGACUUUCAGCUGUUCCUGACAGAGCAGAACCAUCAAGGGAACAAGCUUUCGAUGCCUCCGGGCUACAAGUGCCGAAUACAGAUAAUAGUUGUGGAAUUCGUGAAUCUGACGAAGAUAAUCAAAUUGUGCAACGCGUAGUCGAGGAGGCUAUGGACGCUGUAGUGCGGGAGGAAGAAAAAGACAUGGACGAAGACACUCGCCGGAUUAGGGAAGCUGAAGCUGCUCUCAGGUCACUCUCUGGAGAUUUUGAGCCAGACACUGGCAUGGACAUUUUCACAGGUGUGUGUGGUGUAGUGACUACAGAACGUCCUUUCUUCGAAAAUCUAUUUGAAAAGAAAGAAGAGGUGGCGCCAAAGACAGCGGAAGUAGUAACGAACUCGUGGAAGGACGUUGUAACUCUUAGCGCCUCCUCAAGCUCUUGCUGUAGCAGCGAGAGAUCACCUCUCAGGUCUCCAAUUCUCUCUCCUAUGGUUAGUACCCACAAUAUUAAGGAAGAAAGAAGGGAUGAACCAGAACCGGUCACCAGCCCUCAGUUCCCUCAACCAAAAGAAGAGGAAUUUUCUCCUCAGGGAGCGCUGCGAUCUCAGCAACAUCCCCAACAGCUACCCCAGCCCCAAACACCGAUUAGCUCUCCAGAGACCAACUUCAGUGUGCCAGCUUCUGUGGACGCCAAACCGCAAAGUUGCACAAGUCAGUACAGUUCUGCCGAUGAGGUUUUCGAUGAGUUCACGCCCUUGCCUCCGGCGCAGCCCCAGGACGAUAGUAGGAGCGUAGACGGAGUUGCUCCAAAUUCAGGGGCGGUUGUUAAUGACGGAGAGCCAUACGACGUCGCAAGCCUACUCAAAAUAGAAGAGGAAUGUGCCAAUAUCCAGUCUCUUGUAGAAUCAGAUGGUUUCACAAUGCAUACGGACGCUUACUCUAGGGAUCAACAUCAAAUGCAUGAUCUUAAACCGACCAAUAUGCAUGACAUAAGACAACAUCUUCAUCAUCAACCGCAACAACCACCACCACCACCUCAACAAUACUGCCGAAUGGAGGACAGUUAUGUUGGUGCUGGGGACUACUUUCCAUCUUACGCGUGUCCACCAACUAGCCCCGCAUCUAGAAGGUACCUUCUUCUCGAUUCCAAACUUCAGGAACCUAUCAAGAGACCACUCUCAUUCGAAGAACACUUAUUACCGUUGCCUGAAGAUGACCAUCCCUUGGUCAUCGACGAAGGGCGACAACAGCAUCGUUAUGGGGGAUUAGAAGAUGAGGACGACAGUAAUUCCUUGCAGUCAUGUAGUCAGCAGAGCGGUAGCACGCCACAUUAUAAUAACAGCUGCUGUGAGAUGAUGCCUUCUCCUCACUCUGAUAUGGGUGAUGGGAGGAGGAUGCUUGAGUGUCAACAACCCUCACCACAAGAUCCGUCACUUAGAGACGGAAAAUGUCCUACUCCAGGCUGCAAUGGCUCUGGCCAUGUUACUGGUCUGUAUUCUCAUCACCGAAGUUUAUCAGGCUGCCCGAGGAAAGACAGGAUAACACCUGAAAUUUUAGCCUUACAUGAGACAAUACUGAACUUAUCUGGUUGUCCCAUUGCCGCAAUGGAGAAAAUGGUACAAAAGGAACAAAGAGCUACGCCAAAACCAUCACCCCCAGUUGGACAAAUUCCCUCUGGUCCGUCAUCUCCUGACUGUGUUAUGAGGACAUUAUGUUACGUCAAACAUACGGAUAUGCCGGACUAUAGGUAUCCCAUGUAUGGACAGCCCGUUCGAUCUCCUAUGGAUAAAUACGGGCGAUCACAAACACCAGACUACAAUUCAUAUGACAGUCAAAGGUUUUACGGCAGGCCAAUGGUACCUAAGAUUAAAUCAGAAUCACCAGACGGGCAGACGAUGAUGAAUAAAUCAAACCUGCCAUUGCCCUCCAUGUGUGUUGGUCAGAGGAAUUCCGUUGUGGUAUCAUCAAAACAAAUAUAUUCUCCACCUCCUCCACCAACCGGUGAUUCAGAGCAGACAGAACCUGUCGACUUCUCUACCGGACAUGACGAACGAGUGAGGCCGGACUUAGCCGGACCUCACAUGUUACCUAAUCCCACACCUUCACCCUCACCCAGGUCGCCGGCCGCGGGACGGUCUCCCUUGGAUGCAUCACCACACUGCCCCCCGCAACAUGCCCCUUACCCACAAAGUCCUCUAGGACCACCCCCUCCGGCGGAUAGGAUACAGCAUCAUCAUUUGAUGCCUUCACCUCCGGAGUAUGUACCAGAAAAAUGCAUGCAGCCAAAAAUGAAAAGUCGCGGAAGGGAAGGACGGGAAUUAAUUCAUUGCCCUACCCCCGGAUGUGACGGCAUGGGACAUAUAUCCGGAAAUUACGCAACACACCGAAGCCUAUCUGGUUGUCCACAUGCAGAUCGAUCUCAAAUUCAAGCCCAACACCAGGAAUUAAAACCCAACUUGUGCUACAAUGAGAAAUCCAGUGGGCAAUGGUAUAGGUAUCCAAGCAGCCAGCAUGAUAAAUCAAUGUCACCAAUUCUCAGAUGUCCUACUCCUGGAUGUGAUGGUUCUGGCCACGUUACUGGAAAUUAUUCAUCACAUCGCAGUCUAUCAGGCUGUCCUAGGGCGAAUAAACCCAAGAAAAUGGUAAACAGAGAAGACAAAAAUGAUUCUGAACCACUCAGAUGCCCAAUACCUGGAUGUGAUGGUUCAGGACAUGUAACUGGAAAAUUUCAAUCUCACAGAAGCUGUCCAACACCAGGCUGCGAUGGUAGUGGCCACGCAAACGGUACAUUCCUCACUCACCGUAGCCUCUCUGGCUGCCCAAGGGCGGCCCAGGCGGUUCGUAAAGCUAAAGCAACGACUGAUGAAGACGCACCUGCUGUGCCCAUCAAGCAUCAGCCAGUAACUGGUGUGGAGGAUCUUUCCAACAUCCGAGCCCUGGAAGAAGAGAUAAUGGAACUCCAGGAAUACAAUGCCCGAGUGGAAUCGGAGAUGUACCAGCUCCGAACAGAUAUCACCCAAAUGGAGCAACCACAGAGACAUUCGGACCGAGAGAGUCCUCAUUCCACUGCUCAGAAGACAAACCACCUGACAGAGUAUUACGAAUCCCUUCGGAACAAUUUCAUCAACCUCCUGGACCACGUCCGGUUACCCAACUUAGACGAGAAACCUACCCCGGACAAUUUCGACACGUACUUGAACAGACUUCAGUCUCUCUGUGCGGACAACUCUAAAGAAGAAGAAAAUCGGAAUGUUUUCUCAACGGUCAAACAAGCAUUGCAGGACUUCUCCGCACCCAUGCAACAAGCCAAUGGUUGGGUAAGGUCUUGAAGUUUUGUAAUUGACCAUAGAUCCCUAUUCUACCUCCCACCAAACUCUGCCAGCUGGAGUUGCAAAACGGCACUAACGCUCAUACGCUUGUACAUAAAAAAUUGAGCUCUGCAUAUGGAACUCAUCAUACCAAGCAUAAAUACGUGUAAUUCCCGAGAGAAUUUUUAUUGAGAAAUUAUUAAAAAACUCUCUAACAUAGUUUAAAAGAAUAUUGUAUUGUAUAUAAAGGGAAGACUUCUAGUCUUCUCUUAGAGUAGAAGGCGACGAAGCUGAAACUAUAUGUCAACGAGUUCAAACGCAGAGGUCAACUGAAGAACGCUCACUUUCCAGUCACUUCUCUUCGUUUGACACUCCUGUUGCUGUUGAAGUUUACAAAGUUAGAAGGUAUAGAAGAUUAAAUAUUUGUAGAUUGCUUCCAACUGUUAGUUUUAAAAUACAGUCUUUCAGUGAUUAAGCAAAAUCAAAUUACAGAAAAAGAAAAAAUAGCUUUUGUUAUGCUUUUAUGGCAACUGAACCUCAACCAAAACUAUUCCAGUCAAAUACGAGUAUCAAACCAGGUAUACAAUACGUAAAAUAAUCUACGCUACUUGAAAAUGAUUUCUCAGACCUUGUUAAUUACGCCUCAGAAAGCCCAAAAAAUAGGACAAAUACCUUUUAGUAUGGACGAAGACUGAAAACAGUUGUUGUAGAACGUCGAACCGAACGUCGGAAAUGGCGUCAAAAUGUGAAUUUCUGGAAACUUCGUCUGUGUUAGUUCAUGUAAAUAGCUUCUUCCAGUGAACUUGAACGUAGUUCAACUAUUAUAUGAUGUGAUUCUCUCACCACCUGCAGGGAUUUAGACCCAUAGUGAUUUGUAAAUCACUUUUGUUGUUGGCGCUUUUUUUAAGUGUGUCCAUGUUACUGACGAAUGUAUAGUGUUAGAUCAUUUCGUUUCCUCAUCGCAAAGAAUUUAUGUUUCUCACAUUCGCGUAUUUCACAGUCAUACAUAACACAUUUUUUCGCGAUCUAUUUUUAUGGACUGAACCAUAUAACUACUUAGUUUUUCUGGUCUCACUUUAGCUCUAGAAGUGAUUUGCUCAUUUAUUUAGAAUAUAGCAACACUUUCAACAAAAUUCGUUGUACAUACUGAGAAACAAUGAAUAUCCAGCAGUUUGAAAAAUGUCAGAGAAAUAUGCAUAUAUGUAAUUCCAAAGAAUUCUAAAACAGUUAAUUAUAAUGGUAAGUUUAUUAUAAAUAAUUGUAUCAGUAUCCAUGCUCAUGGACGAAUUGUGCAUCAGAACUGUAAAAUAUUUGUUAAACAUUAUUCUAAUCUGAAUAAUGAAUAUAAAAUUAUUACAAAUUACGGUUUGGUAGAUCUGGUUAAAAUGCAUAUCACGGAAUACGGAACUCUAACAACCUAAC